Messenger RNA from Phymastichus coffea, 1000 nucleotides. RefSeq names its product phosphatidylinositol-glycan biosynthesis class X protein (gene PIG-X). Gene Ontology annotation, cellular component: endoplasmic reticulum membrane. The record is from RefSeq and is a predicted model, not a curated record. The transcript is spliced from 4 exons. Bases 272 to 1000 code for a protein of 242 amino acids. Lineage: Eukaryota; Metazoa; Arthropoda; Insecta; Hymenoptera; Eulophidae. Gene Ontology annotation, biological process: GPI anchor biosynthetic process.
AUUUCCAGCGCUAUAUUCUUGUCGCUACUAGUCAUUUUGAAUUUGUUACUAAAUAAAUCUGUGAAAUCUCUAUGUAUUUCAUGAUACUGUACUGAGUGUACUGCAAGCGUCGAAUUUUCAAAUUUGUCGAUAAUAGAGCCAUCUUUACGAAACGCGAAGAACUACUCAGCUGUUUUGGCGUGUGAGUGUGUGUGUGCGUGUCGGCGAUGCUCUCGAAGAUAAACAAAAAUAAUGUUUCCGUCUUAAAGAUUUCUGCACAGUUUAAAUAAAUAUGACUGACAACAAGAGCUUUGUGUUUUUCUUUGUACAAAUUAUUUUUUAUGUGAUACUGUUACUCAAUCUUCUCCCGUUUGUAACAGCAAUAAGUGCCAGUAUUAAAUCAGAGGUUGAAGGCGAUGGCUUUCAUAGGAAUUUAAAAUACUAUGUUAACACCGGAGACUUUAAAAACAAUAGUUGUCAUGUAGCAGUAUUUGUAAGAUUGCCUACUUCGCUCUAUGUUAAUGUAGAUGAAUUAGCUGAUCUCAGGAGGCUUCGUAAGAGCACAUCAUGCUCAGAAGGAGAAAUAGAUGUAGAAUUGUUUGCUGAAAAAGCUUACUAUCAAAAUGUUACCAUAUGUUCUCGAUUAAGUAGUACAAAAAUUACUUUGGAAAUUCCAAUACAUCAGCGCUAUCGACUAGCUAGUCAAAAUGGUCAACCAGUCAAUGUGUCAAUACCAAAGCCAAAAUUACUGAUAGGGUGCAAAGAUAGGCUCAAAGAGCACAGAGUUUCAAAAAUUCAAAUAUGUUGGCCAUGUAUAGAGUUCUCAAAGAAGUGGAGAGAAAUUCCUUACAGAUGGGAAGAAAGUAAUUUUGUUUGGCGAAUUCCAGUUGGCAAUACAUCCAAAAAACUCGUAAUUACCUGUAUCACACUAUUUGUGACUCUUUGUGGAGCGGCCUGUGUUCUAUCUGCUCUUUACAAUUCUUAUCAAGUACCAAAAGAUAAAAAAUUCAAGGAACAUUAA